AUUUUUCGCUGCGCUUUGCUGUGGAUUUGUGUCAUAGAAAGUAUUUGGAUUACCUAAUUUUAGAAUAUCUUGUGAAAUAUUUCUUUAUAGUUGGCAAUAAGUUAAAUUGGUUUAUUUAUAAGUGACAAAAUCUAAUAAACUUUGGGCGAUCAUAACUGAAAUUAAAAUGCAGAUUUUUGUGAAAACUCUUACGGGUAAAACCAUUACCUUGGAAGUAGAGCCGUCUGAUACUAUCGAAAAUGUAAAAGCUAAAAUUCAAGACAAAGAGGGUAUUCCUCCUGACCAGCAGAGGCUUAUUUUUGCUGGAAAGCAACUGGAAGAUGGAAGAACCCUAUCUGAUUACAACAUUCAAAAAGAGUCUACUCUUCACUUAGUUUUACGCCUUCGAGGUGGUAUGCAAAUUUUCGUCAAGACACUCACGGGUAAAACGAUCACCCUGGAAGUCGAGCCAUCUGAUACAAUCGAAAACGUAAAAGCCAAAAUUCAGGAUAAGGAGGGAAUCCCUCCUGAUCAGCAGCGUCUGAUUUUUGCAGGCAAACAAUUAGAAGAUGGUCGCACUCUCUCCGACUAUAACAUUCAAAAGGAAUCAACAUUGCACUUGGUGUUAAGGUUACGUGGAGGAAUGCAAAUUUUUGUAAAAACCUUGACUGGUAAGACCAUUACUUUGGAAGUAGAGCCCUCAGACACAAUUGAAAAUGUUAAAGCCAAAAUUCAGGACAAAGAAGGCAUCCCUCCUGAUCAACAACGACUUAUCUUUGCUGGUAAGCAACUUGAAGAUGGUCGUACUCUUUCUGACUACAACAUUCAAAAGGAAUCCACCCUACACUUGGUACUUCGAUUGAGAGGUGGAAUGCAAAUAUUUGUGAAGACCUUAACUGGGAAGACCAUCACCUUGGAAGUUGAACCCUCAGAUACCAUUGAGAAUGUAAAGGCCAAAAUCCAAGAUAAGGAAGGUAUCCCUCCAGACCAGCAGCGUUUGAUCUUUGCAGGAAAACAGCUUGAAGAUGGACGAACUCUCUCUGACUAUAAUAUCCAAAAGGAAUCUACACUUCAUUUGGUCCUGCGUCUGAGAGGUGGUAUGCAAAUAUUUGUGAAGACCUUGACUGGAAAGACCAUCACCUUGGAAGUUGAGCCUUCAGACACAAUUGAGAAUGUGAAAGCUAAGAUCCAAGAUAAGGAAGGUAUCCCUCCAGACCAGCAGCGUUUGAUCUUUGCUGGCAAGCAACUUGAAGAUGGUCGCACUCUCUCUGACUAUAAUAUUCAGAAAGAAUCAACCCUUCACUUAGUCCUGCGUCUGAGAGGUGGUAUGCAAAUAUUUGUGAAGACUUUGACUGGAAAGACCAUCACUUUAGAGGUUGAGCCUUCAGACACAAUUGAGAAUGUGAAGGCUAAGAUUCAAGAUAAGGAAGGUAUUCCUCCAGACCAGCAACGUUUAAUCUUUGCUGGUAAACAGCUAGAAGAUGGACGCACUCUCUCUGACUACAAUAUCCAAAAGGAAUCUACACUUCAUUUGGUCCUGCGUCUGAGAGGUGGUAUGCAAAUAUUUGUAAAGACCUUAACUGGCAAAACCAUCACUUUGGAAGUUGAGCCUUCUGACACAAUUGAAAAUGUAAAGGCUAAGAUUCAAGAUAAGGAAGGUAUUCCUCCUGACCAACAACGUUUGAUCUUUGCUGGAAAACAGCUUGAAGAUGGACGCACUCUCUCUGACUAUAAUAUCCAAAAAGAAUCCACACUCCACUUGGUCCUUCGUCUGAGGGGUGGUAUGCAAAUAUUUGUGAAGACUUUGACUGGAAAGACCAUCACUUUAGAGGUUGAGCCUUCAGAUACAAUUGAGAAUGUAAAGGCUAAGAUUCAAGAUAAGGAAGGUAUUCCUCCUGACCAACAGCGUUUGAUCUUUGCUGGUAAACAGCUAGAAGACGGACGUACUCUUUCUGAUUACAAUAUUCAAAAGGAGUCUACUCUUCAUCUGGUUCUCCGUCUUCGCGGUGGUAAUUAAAAUGUAUUAUCAAGCUUAACUAUUGCAGUAUUAGACAAAUUGUUAAUUUGAUGUAACCAUUCCAAUAUUGACAUUAAUAAAUAGCUUGGCAUCUGAA
Messenger RNA from Zerene cesonia (dogface butterfly), 2093 nucleotides. Its product is annotated as polyubiquitin-C. Bases 167 to 1996 code for a protein of 609 amino acids. Lineage: Eukaryota; Metazoa; Arthropoda; Insecta; Lepidoptera; Pieridae. Gene Ontology annotation, molecular function: ubiquitin protein ligase binding; protein tag activity. The record is from RefSeq and is a predicted model, not a curated record. Gene Ontology annotation, biological process: modification-dependent protein catabolic process; protein ubiquitination. Gene Ontology annotation, cellular component: cytoplasm; nucleus. The transcript is spliced from 3 exons.